Molecule: messenger RNA, 327 nt
Organism: Rotaria sordida
Lineage: Eukaryota; Metazoa; Rotifera; Eurotatoria; Philodinida; Philodinidae
Source: the annotation of a GenBank genome assembly
AUGACAUUUACAAAUCAAUGUGCAAAUCAAUCUUUUCCAUUUCUGUCAACAACUAUUAAUGAUCAACAUAUACAACCAUCUUCAAUAUUUCAAGAAAGUAAAGAAUAUAUUCUUUCAUUAUAUGAUUUUACUGAAUAUCUUAUUUUAGUUGUAGAUGUUAUUAGUGUUGUUAAAAAGCUUGCUUCAAUAGUUGGAAAUGUUUUUCGUGGUUGGCAUCAAGAAGUUGAUCGAUAUAAAUCAGUUGUUAAUUAUACAAAAGCAAUGACUGGAAAAAUUUUAUAUGCAUAUGAAGAAUCGUUAGAACGUGCUACAACUAUUGGAAAAUAA